AUUUGCCCCAGAACACAUCUGCAGUUCAUUCUGGUUUUUCGGCUGACUCAUCUUCUUGCUAAUUGUCUGUCCCAAAACAAGAACCGUGAGAACCCGAUUAAGAAUGGGCGAGACAAGUUUUCAGAAGGGAACCAAGCCUAUAAAGCUGAUAGCCGCAGCAUGUAAUAAUAUGGGGAUCGGAAGAAAUGGGUGCUUACCAUGGAAUCUACCGAAAGAAUACAAGUAUUUCAUAGACAAGAUAACAUCUGUAACGCAGCCCGGAAAGAAAAAUUUAAUUGUUUUGGGCCGAUUCUCAUUUGAGUCCUUUGACGAGAGGUACUUGCCGCUGCCUAACUGUAUUAUUGCACUUCUGAGCCGAAAAGAAAGCACUCUGCCACCGCAUGCAAGCCACAUAUGCCGCGAUGAAGAAGAUGUCCUAAAACUGGCCUCAACACCCCCGCUCUGUAAUGAGGUUGAAACCAUAUGGAUCCUGGGGGGCGCUGAGUACUACAAAACCAUGAUGCAGCAUCCUUGGUGUGAUGAGAUCUACUUAACACGAGUUCAAGCUGAUUUUGAAUGUGACACCUUCUUCCCUGAAGUGAACCAAGAGAUUUACAAACUGAUGGAAAAUUUUCCUGGAGUUCCUUCUGAAGUACAAGAAGAAAACGGAUUAAGUUAUGUAUUUCAAGUUUAUAAAAGAGCUGAAAAUAUCAAACGCCAGUGACCACUGGAUCGAGACGGAAAUUGUAGCCAAAGCAAGAAAAUAAGUAAAGAGUAGCCGAUGGAUCGUGAUAAAUGGUCGUUUUAAGGAAGAAUGUGGAAAAGUGACCGCCAGCGGGAUCCUACUUUUCAUGUCCUGUUCACCGAUUGUGCAUCAUUACGGGAACACAAAGAUGUUAUAUACAUUUAUAAUAAUAUCUAUAUAUCUAUUAUUCCAGAAAAAUUCCAAAAACAAAUCACAAAAUAUAACAUAUUCCAGAUGACAUUCAUUUUUUAACCCCUGGUUGACCAGCUGUUAAGUGCUAUAACUCACAAUCGUCGUUCUGGUUUAAAAUAAAAAAGAAUGCUUGAUAAA
Spea bombifrons (plains spadefoot toad) is the source of this 1054-nucleotide messenger RNA. Its product is annotated as dihydrofolate reductase-like. The transcript is spliced from 7 exons. NCBI's taxonomy places the organism in Eukaryota, Metazoa, Chordata, Amphibia, Anura, Pelobatidae. Gene Ontology annotation, molecular function: dihydrofolate reductase activity; NADP binding. Gene Ontology annotation, biological process: dihydrofolate metabolic process; glycine biosynthetic process; tetrahydrofolate biosynthetic process. Bases 104 to 703 code for a protein of 199 amino acids. The record is from RefSeq and is a predicted model, not a curated record. Gene Ontology annotation, cellular component: mitochondrion.